ACACGUAUAAACCGCCAUAACAAAGUAACUCUAGAAUGUGAUGUUGGAGGAACUCCUACCCCCACCAUACAUUGGUUAAAAGACGGUGAAAGAUUAACACAGGUUAGUAGAAUAAACCUAUUUUUUCAAUUAAAAAUCAAACGGAAACCUUUAUUACGACUUUCUACGACAGUAUCCAACCUUUUUCUUGAUUGCCUUACGCCUGAAACAGAAGGCGAAUAUUCAUGUAUAGCUGAAACACCAAAAUCCCGUAUUGAACGAUCAACAAAAGUAUUAAUCACUUGUCUUUCAGGAGAAGCAGCUCGUAUAUAUCUAUGGACUAAAAAUAGAAUUGAAUUUGAAGAUGCCACAGUACAACUUUACUGUAGAGCUGAAGGUACACCAGCACCUAAAAUAACCUGGUUUAAUAAUCAUGGUAAAAUGAUCACAGAUGAAGAUGAAGAGUACAAAGUAGCUGACAACGGCGACUUGAUUAUUAAAGAUAUAUCUUGGAUGGAACACAUGGGAGAAUGGACAUGUCAAGCUGAAAAUCCUUAUGGCAUUGAUCGAAAGGAGACGUUCCUCUACCCAGUAAGUAAACUUUAUAUCACUUGA
Messenger RNA from Lottia gigantea (owl limpet), 594 nucleotides. RefSeq lists its product as hypothetical. Lineage: Eukaryota; Metazoa; Mollusca; Gastropoda; Lottiidae. The record is from RefSeq and is a predicted model, not a curated record. Gene Ontology annotation, molecular function: cell-cell adhesion mediator activity. The annotation marks the transcript as partial. The transcript is spliced from 4 exons. Gene Ontology annotation, biological process: dendrite self-avoidance; homophilic cell-cell adhesion; axon guidance. Gene Ontology annotation, cellular component: axon; plasma membrane.